Penicillium digitatum Pd1 is the source of this 1245-nucleotide messenger RNA. Its product is annotated as DUF3844 domain-containing protein. Lineage: Eukaryota; Fungi; Ascomycota; Eurotiomycetes; Eurotiales; Aspergillaceae. The record is from RefSeq and is a predicted model, not a curated record. Gene Ontology annotation, cellular component: endoplasmic reticulum.
AUGCGCUGGGUGUCUGCCUUCUUUGCCCUGGCAUUAACAGGUGCCUUGCAAGCAAAUGCACUGGAUGCCACAAUCUUCACGUUCUCUCCCAAGAUUACAAGCCCUUUAACGGCUAGUGCCCAACAACAAACACUAUCAGAAGAUGAGGCCCGGCUUGUGUUAGAGCUUCGCCUGAAGUCCUCUGUAGCAACGGUCCUCGGAAUGGUGGAUGCAGACACCGUAAACCACCUGAACCAGUUUGCUCAAGAUGAUCUCGCGCUCUUUGGGGGAGCUACUGGGGGGGCUGCUCCUAAGAAAAGUAUCUUAAUUCUGGAAGGGAUCGACCAGGAAGUUGCUCUAGUCAUGCAAAAAGCUCAACCAACCCAUAUUUAUAUUCCUCAAAUUUCAUCGCCCUUUGUUGGAGUUGAUCUCGUGGAAUCGUUUGUCGAAAGCAGCCCCACUGCGAAAGGGCACCGUGGACAAAUCUGCACUUACUUCAACGAUGCUAGCAGGGCUGCUUCAUCGACAUCCCAGAGUCCUAAGGAAUGCCUAUCCAGGGACCCUAUGUUUGCUGAUGGGUCUGAUUUGCUUUUCCGUGAUUCCCUUACACUAGUUGAUUCAGUGGAAUUUUGGCUUUGCAAGGAUUACAAUGAUUCGGCUGUGAAGUUGUCCUUCAAGAAUGCAUCUGGGAAUUCUCUUCUUAGAAACAAGCUCCUGGAGAGAUUGCUUCUUCACCUAGCUCAAAUAUCGUCGACCAACAAUCGGGAAAUCACGACUGUCGUUCUACCCCCUGGUGUCAAGCCAGAAAGAAUCAGCCGCCGAGGCGCGAUGCAGUCAUCAACACCAGUCACUCAGCAGAAUACCUUCCGAAGGUCGACGCAGAAUUUUGCGCUGCGGUCAACUCUAGCGCCUGUCUGUCAUGCUUCAAACUCAUCGUGUGCUGAAUCUACCAAUGACUGCUCCGGACACGGUUCCUGCUAUCUGAAAUAUGGCUCGGGUGUUGAGGGAACUACAGGAAACUGCUAUGCAUGCCAAUGCAAACAAAGUUUUGUUCAAAAUAGCGACGGUACCACCAUAACAGUUCAGUGGGGUGGAUCGGCUUGCCAGAAAACAGACAUCAGCUCACCUUUCUUCCUCGUUGCAGGCGUUAGUCUGUUUGCCAUCGCUCUGGCUGGCUGUGCGAUUGGGAUGCUUUUCAGUAUGGGCUCACAGGAGCUGCCCAGUGUCAUCAGUGCUGGUGUAGGAGGUCCGAAGUCUCAAAUCUGA